AAGGCGAAGCAGGCGAAGCGGGCGAAGAGAGAGAGAGAGAGAGGGAGGACAUGGCCGCCAGUCACAGCACGGCACAGUCAGUCAGUUUAGUUAGCUGCCUCAGGCCGAGGAGACAGGAGUCAAGACAAGCCGCCGUGCUGAGCAUCGUGUGCACUGAGGCACUGUGCAGCGCCACAGCGCAGCAGCGUGAGCCGUGUCCGUCGGGGCACCUCCACCCAAGUGCCAGUGCAACCACAACAACAAACAACAACAACAAGUGCGAGUGAGACAACAAGUGCAGCAUUCAUCUUUAUGGAGUCGAACCACAGUGUUCGUCUACCCCCCGAUACGGCAGCAUGAAAAUGACGCAUGGGAUAUCGCCGGCCCCGCGGAUACAUCGGCGAGUCGGCAAGCGACAGUCGUCGGGAAAAAACAGACCAGUACCAGGUUUGUCGGCCAUAGGGACCCUGCAGAACUUAUUAGAGGAACUCCAGGCCAGCGUCGACCCCUGCGACAACUCGAGCGACUCGGGCCUGGGAUUCGACCACCACCUGGACUACCACUUCAAUGCGCGCCGGAGCCUCUCGUACCUCGAGCAGGAGAACUGGUACGAGGAGCAUCCCGAGACGAAGCGCAGGCGGGUGGACAUCAAGGUUGAGUCGGAUGACGCCAACGACUACUGCUUCCCAGAAAACAUUAUGAGAGUCAAAGGUCCAUCGGAGUCUUCCAGGGUGGUCCCCGACCAUCUGGGCGCCGUGCUGCGCGAGGGCCUUCGCGAGGGGCUCCGCGAGGGGCUCCGCAGCAACCCUGGCGUGGUGGGGCGGCCGCUGACGCGCGCCGCCAACAUCGCGGGCGGGCUCUCCCUCAACGGGCCGCUGCCGCUGGGCCCGCUCACGUCGCUCACGUCGCUGGGGCGGCGCGCGGCCGGCGCCGGCGUGCACCACGGCAGCGGGCUGGCGGCCGGCGGCGUGGUGCCGGUGCUGCCCGGCGGCGUCGUGACCCUCACCACGCAGCUCGGCAACACGAGCCGCGACGGGCGCGUGCAGCUGCAGAUGGUGUACCAGCCCGAGACGCAGCACCGCGCGCGCUACCAGACCGAGGGCAGCAGGGGCGCCGUCAAGGACCGCUCUGGCAACGGCUUCCCGGUGGUCAAGCUUUCUGGCUACAACAAGGCGGCCACGCUUCAGGUAUUUAUUGGCACCGAUCAGGGACGUGUUGCACCUCACAUGUUUUACCAAGCGUGUCGAGUUUGUGGGAAAAACUCAACCCCUUGUGUCGAGAAGAAAGUAGAUGGCACUGUCGUAAUUGAAGUGGAUUUUGAACCGUCUAAGGAAAUGACAGUCACGUGUGACUGCGUUGGAAUACUCAAAGAGAGAAACGUCGAUGUAGAACACCGAUUCCCAGACCAGACUACGAGUCGUAGCAAGAAAAAGUCAACAAGGUGCCGCAUGGUGUUCAGAGCAACAAUUGUCAACGACGAUGGCACCCAAGAAGUUCUACAAGUCACAUCACAGCCUAUAGUUUGCACGCAACCUCCAGGCGUCCCUGAAAUUUGUAAAAAGUCUCUCACAACAGCACCUUGCACUGGUGGCAUGGAACUUUUCAUUAUUGGCAAGAACUUCCUGAAAGAUACUAGAGUCAUAUUCCAGAAAGAAGAUGAAGACUUUUGUUGGAAAGAAGUUGUCAUACCAGACAAGGAAUACCUGCAACAGACUCAUCUUGUUUGCACAGUACCAGCAUUGCGCUGCCCAAGUGGUAAUUUAACAGAACCAGUGAACGUGCGCCUAUUGGUGGAGUCCGGUGGUAAGGCGAGUGAGGCGCACACCUUUCUUUACACAUCUGCUGCAAUGCCUGCUACUCCUGCAAUGCAAGUGGGUUCGUCCGAUGUAUCAAAAUGCUGCUCAGCUUCAUCGGAAACUGGUAUUCCUCCAGUGUUAGAACUCAAUCGCAGCUACUCAAGUUCCAGCCUCCUGGUCUCAGGCAAUGUGCCCCCACCAGUUGCAGUGGCUGGUCCAGGCUCAUCUCUUAUGAUGCCCUUUGCACCUGUCAGUGGUACAAGUCCUGUCAAGGAGGAUGUGCACCCUUCGAUGCUGUGGCCCUCAGGUCAGGUGCUGAAAGAGGAGAAGGCAAAGGAGCUCAUGCCGCCUCCGAUCUCCAUGGCUCCCACCAGAAGACCAUCUCUCAUAAUACCCGACCCACUGCCCGCUCUGAAGACAGAAGUCAUGGACGAGCCGAUAAUGACAUCCAUGUCCAACCCAGUAAUGCCACCUUCUGUUCUUCCAUCGAGUAUGCCGCCCCCACCUGCGCCUUCAGCUGAACAUCUACAUGGAGUCGACUUGCGCAUGAACUCAAUGAAGAGUCCUUCGAUGGCUACUAUUCAGCAGUUCAUGAGACCUUCCGAAGCUAAUGGCUGCUUACCAACUCAAAGUGGACAAAGUGUGGAAAGUUUCCUCAACCGCCUUGAGUCUGAUAAAGUGGCACUCGAACAGCAAAGACAACAGAUUCAACAGCAACAGUCACCUCCACGACAAUCGCCACAGCAGCAAGAGCAGUCCCCUCAGCAGCGAUCACCAUUAGAUUCACACAAGUCCCCUGAACUUCAGCCAACACAUCAAGAACAGGGAAUUUCGAUGUCAUUGCAAGUGCAGUCCAUGAUGGAAUCACCUCAGGCAGAGCCUUUUAUGAAUCCUCCGCCCCAUCCUGCUCCAGGGCCAAUCGUCCCUCAGAUGGACAACAUGCUCCUGUAUCCACCCCCUGUAACCACUCAAGAUAUGUAUGUAGCAAGGCCCUCUGCUCCGUUGAGUACAACAUCAUAUCUACCACCUAACUGCAAUACCUCGCCUAUAGCGCAGAAGUCCAUUCUCAACUCCGAAUCUCCACCGCAAUUUUCAUCGGAUGCUGCUCUACAUGACGAUAACAGCAACCACACCACUGAGCUGAAGCCGUCCCCCCACCAGCAUUUUGCAGGCCUCUCUAACCCACAACUGAGCCAUAUGAUGCACAGUGAGCAAGCCAGUCGGUCUCAGCAGAUGGGUCAUUUGAUGCAUGACGAAAGUAGCAACCACGCACAAAUUGCUCAAAUUUUACAUGAUGAGGCGAGCAAGGAGGCAACGCAGUUAAGUCAGAGCAUGCACGAUGAGCGAAGCAACCAUGCUGUUGAUGUGAAAGUAUCAGCUACUCAGCAAAUGGCGUGUUUCCUUCACGAUGAGAGGAGUAACCAUGCCAUGGAAGUGAAGACAACAGCGGUGCAACAUUUGGCUGAAAUGCUUCAAGACAGUCAAAGUAAUCACGCCCUGGAUGUGCAAACAUCAACAGCCCAACAGUUUGCGCACAUGCUGCAGAGUGAUCAUAGUAAUCAUUCAAGAGACGUGAAGACAUCUUGUCAGUCAUUUGGUCAAAUGUUGCAUGAUGAGAGCAGCAGCCACACAAUGGAUGGCAAGCCACCGUCAUCACAAAGUAUGGCUCAGAUGAUGGCUAAUGAUAGCCGAAAUAAUGCCACUCAGCAACUUGCUCAAAUGCUGCAUGAUGAAGUCAGCAAUCACGCUGUUGAUGUGAAGACGACGACUGCUCAGCAGCUUGCUCAAAUUUUACAUAAUGAAGCAAGCAAUGCUGCCUUGAUGGUACAAGAGGAACAGCACAACAAGGGUCCUUCCCACUUAUCCUUUUCGCACUUUCUCCGAGGACAGCACUCCACGAUGGAAAUGAACGCUGGGCAGCAAGGCUUUGCGCCGAUCCAGCAGGGAAACCCUAGCCAGUCACCUGAAAUGAAAACGUACUGUAACACUGCCUCUGCUGCCCCUCUCCUCAACAUCAGCAAUACGCAGGUCUCAAGUCUACUGACCGACUCCUCAUUGGUGAUAACUCAGGCACCUUCGAGUGAGGCAAUGCAAGUGAACUGCAUUACAACACCAAGCUCCUACAACAAACCAGUUUACAAUGAAUCAGGAGCAGACAUGCAAGUCACGCAAGCUCAAGUUCAAGCCCAAGUACAAGCAGUUCAGGCAGCUCAGGUUCAAGCGCAAGCACAAGCACAGAUGCAAGCCCAGAUCCAAGCCCAAGUACAGGCUGAAGUGCAAGCGCAAGUUGAAGCCCAAGCCCAGGUGCAAAUGCACGCACAGGCUCAAGUACAAAUGCAGGUUGAAUCGCAAGUACAAACGGAUCCUCACUCUCAGGCUCAAUCGAGCUCGCAUCAAAUAGGUUUUGUUGCUGUGACUACAAGUGCUGGUAUGAUGGACUUUCCAAUCCUCACAAAAACGCUGGCCAGCGGAAAAAUGUUUGCCACAGAGGUUCAGCAGCAGCAGCAAAGUACUCAACAAAAUCAGACAACUACCAAACCAUCUGGGGACUUCCCAGAAUAUUUUGACAUGUUUCAAAGCCAGUAA
This is a messenger RNA of Thrips palmi, 4361 nucleotides long. It is a transcript of the gene NFAT, whose product is annotated as nuclear factor of activated T-cells 5. The coding region runs from base 336 to 4361 and encodes 1341 amino acids. Gene Ontology annotation, biological process: regulation of transcription by RNA polymerase II. The record is from RefSeq and is a predicted model, not a curated record. Lineage: Eukaryota; Metazoa; Arthropoda; Insecta; Thysanoptera; Thripidae. Gene Ontology annotation, cellular component: transcription regulator complex. The transcript is spliced from 12 exons. Gene Ontology annotation, molecular function: DNA-binding transcription factor activity, RNA polymerase II-specific; RNA polymerase II cis-regulatory region sequence-specific DNA binding; transcription factor binding.